AUGACAGAACAGAGUCUAGCAUCAUCAUUACCAAUUUUCUAUGGAAAAAACGAAGAGGAUAUUGAUUUCUAUAUAAAGCAAUUUAACAGUAUUGCUAAUCUUGAAAAAUGGACCCCAGAAAAGAGACUAAUUAUUUUCAAACUGAAUUUAGGAGAUAAGGCAUUAGAAUACCUUAUAAAUGACUCUGCGACAUCCCAAUGUAACACCAUUGAGGCAUUACAAGAACUGCUUAUAGCGAAAUUCAGGAAAACUAAAUCUUUUUCUGAUAUUCAGUCAACAUUUUCAAAAAUUUCACACAAACCAGGUCAGUCAGUCAGAGAAUUAGCGGAGGAAAUAUCAAGACAGGCAUCACUAUAUGUUGGGAUCAAUAGCACUAGCAACCGGGAACUUAUUGAUUUAGCGGAAAACAUUAAAUUGACAAAAUUUUUAGAAGUUCUUAGAAGUGACAUUAGGUUGGAGGUAAAGAAAACCGGACCUAAAGAUUUUAAAUCUGCCCUUAAAUGUGCUAUAAAUGUUGAAAAUGCACUUGAGGAGUCUGUGUCUUGUGCCACAUCUAAUAAUUCUUGGGACUUCCAAAUUAACACAUUGAUGAGGAGUCAAAUGGAAAAUAACAAAUUGAUUUCCAAACUAACUUCCCAACUCUCUGAAUUAACAAACAAUAGAGACAGUCAGGUUAACAAUUUCCAAUUAAGGGGGGAAAAUUCUCGCCAAUUUCAAAGUCAUUCAAAUUUUCCGAAUCCACCAAUUUCGUGCCACAUAUGCCAGAAAAACCAUCUAACAACUGAUUGUUGGUUUUUUCCCAGUUCAGGUCAAAAUUUCAACAGAGGUCGUGGUUCUCAAAGCAACAGAGGUAGAAAUUUCCGAGGCAGAUAUACUCACCCAUAUAGGAACAACAGAGGAAAUUUUGGAAUAAGGGGUGCUUGGAUCAAACCAAAGCAAAAUUCUUGUUCUCAGACAGGUACCCACUAUUAUAGAGAACAAGCUAAGAUGGAAAAAAUUAAAUCCACAUCUGAGAAAAUUAAUACUCCUACCGAAGAAGUCAAAGAAUUUGUACUAUCAUGCAACACUUCCGCAGAAAACAGUUUACCAAUCAUUCAAUUAAAAUUCGGUUCAUUAAUUGUUGAUGCAUUAAUUGACAGCGGAGCUUCUUUAUCAUUAAUUGAGCCUAAUAUUGUCACAAAAGUCAAGGAAUCCACCAAGGUUGAGUAUGUUUCUAGAAGCGUCAAAAUUGUCACGUUAAACAAAUCAUCAAUUCCCUAUAUGUCAGCUGUUAAGAUGAAAUUUAAAAUUGAGACAAAAUGGUUCGAAAAUCUAUUUUACGUGACUAAGACUACUUGGAAUUCAGAAUAUCAAAUUAUUUUGGGAUAUGAUUUUUUGCAGAGAAACAGAGUUAUCCUUGAUUCAGUUAAUAAACAAUUAAUUGUAGGAUAUUCUCAUUUCAGUUUUAAGCUCACUAAUAAUGUAAAUGAUUCAGAAAAUAUUGAGAUUAACACUUUGUCUUUAUCUGAGGUCAGAAAAUUGAGGAAAGAGGAAAUUAAGGAAUCUGAUUUCGAUCUCGAACAUUUAGACCAUACACAAAGAAGGGACAUUUUGGAUAUAUUAAUGAGAAAUACUGAAGUCUUUUCAAAAUCUUAUUUGACUUUGGGUUCGACUAACGAAGUUGUUCCUGAAAUUAAAUUACUUCAUAACUUUUCAUUACAAACAAAACCAUACCCUAUUCCCAAAAUCGCUAAGGAAUUCGCACAACAAGAAGUUCCUAAAUUACUUGAGGCAGAAAUUAUUCAAGAAUCAUCAUCAUCAUAUGCAUUCCCUGCUAUUUUCAUUAGAAAAAAAACAAACAAGAACGAUGAUCCUGAAAAAUUGAAAUUUCGGAUGGUUAUUGAUUAUCGAUUAUUAAACUGCAUCACCGAAUCUUUUAAAAUUUGUCUUCCCAGUAUCAUUGAAAUUAUGCAUUGUAUUUCUGGUCACCAAUUUUACAGAGUGUUAGAUUUAAAGUCCGCAUUUUUUCAAAUUCAGUUAAAGGAGUCUGAUAGGGAGAAACUAGCUUUUUGGUACGGAACUAGGGAAUUUUGA
Messenger RNA from Uloborus diversus, 2073 nucleotides. RefSeq lists its product as uncharacterized. Gene Ontology annotation, molecular function: aspartic-type endopeptidase activity. Gene Ontology annotation, biological process: proteolysis. NCBI's taxonomy places the organism in Eukaryota, Metazoa, Arthropoda, Arachnida, Araneae, Uloboridae. The transcript has 2 exons. The record is from RefSeq and is a predicted model, not a curated record. Bases 1 to 2073 code for a protein of 690 amino acids.